CGCGCCAGGGCCCUUCGCAUCAGACAGCGGCGCGUGGUGGUGUGCGCGUGCGUGCGGCAGUGCGGACUGUUUUCCUCCAGGCUCCGUCCUCAGCGCCAUGCUUCCACCCGCCUGAGGCUCACCUGAGGCCGGCUAAACCCUGCGGCGCGGCCCGCUCUUCCGGAGCUCCGGUCUGGUUCUCAGAGCGGGGAGUGGAGGCUGACGAGGCCGGCGACAGAGGCUCAUAGAGCGCGGGAUAUACAACAUGGAGACGGUGAUGGAGAGAGAGUGCAGCGCGCUGGGGGGCCUCUUCCAGACCGUUAUCUCCGACAUGAAGGGCAGUUUUCCGAUUUGGGACGAUUUCAUCAACAAAGCUGGAAAGCUUCACUCUCAGAUCAGAGCGACGGUUGUGGCUGUAGCUGCUUUUCUCGACGCCUUUCAGAAAGUGGCCGACCUCGCCUCCAACAGCAGAGGAGGAACGAGGGACCUGGGCUCAGCUCUGACCAAAAUGUGUUUGCGACAUCGCAGCAUCGAGACCAGACUCAGACACCUGUCCAUGGUGUUUGUGGACUGUCUCAUAAACCCUCUUCAGGAGCAGAUGGAGGACUGGAGGAGAACCACCAACUCCCUGGACAAGGACCAUGCCAAAGAGUAUAAAAAGGCUCGUCAGGAGAUAAAGAAGCGUUCUUCAGACACUCUCAAACUGCAGAAAAAAGCAAAGAAAGGGAGGAGACAGGAUAACCACUCUGCCACAGUAACACAGGGAGGACAUGCACACUCAGAGAUGGGGAGUCUAACCCACAACCCUGUGGUGUGUUGCUCAGUGCGGGCAGAGCAGGCGGCCCUGGACAGUGCGCUUCAGCUGGUGUCGGGUCAGUACCAGGUUCUGGAGGAGGCUGAGACCUGCGCCGUGAGGAGAGCCCUGGUGGAGGAGAGGGGGAGGUUCUGCUGCCUCGUGUCCAUGCUCCGACCCAUCAUGGAUGAGGAGGUGUCUUUACUGGGAGAAAUGUCUCACCUCCAGAGUCUGAGUGAAGACCUCAGGACCCUGAGCAUGGACCCCCACAAACUGCCCCCCUCCAGUGAGCAGGUGCUCACAGACCUGAAGUCCUCAGACUGCUCCUGGUCCUUUCAGAGUCCACCUUCAUCUCCAGGCUCCACCUCCAGGAAGUCCAGCAUGUCCAGCUCUGUGAACAGUGUGAGCAGUGGAGACUCGCGCUCUUCUGGCUCUCCUCACUUCCGGUUCAGAUCUGGUUCUGGUCCGGUCCAGAGCGGCUCGGUCCGGCUCUCCUCCGUCUCAUCCCAUGACUCUGGGUUCAACUCGCAGGACUACAGCUCCCGAAGCCCCACGGCCCUGCCUUCAGUGAGCGCUCUGAAGAGGAGCCGCACUGCAGAUCCCAUCAACCACCACAGUGAUGACAUCACUGCGGGGGAGGAGCCUCGAGCCCAGCGCCAUCUCACUGUCCAGACCAAGGAGCACAGGGACCCCAGGGAGGAGCUGGUCCAGGCUCUGGCCCGAGGACUAAGCCUGGACUCUAAAUUGUCUUACAGGGACUCAGCCUACAGCAGCCAGACCCACACCCCCUCCUGCUCUGAAGACCAGACAGGCUCAGAUGGAGAUAACUUCUCUGUAAGUUCUGAAGCCGACCCUCAGACUCCGGAUCAGGAAAAGUUUGGUUUUCCUCGGAAUUCCGACCAGUCCCUGUCGUACCGGAGACUGUACCAGACCAAGUGCACCUCCUCUGCUCCAACACCAGGGGUCGCCACCAUCCGCCGGGCUCCCUCCUCCAAACCUAGCCUCCGAAGGCCCUCUCUGGGUCUGAACCUGGGACUAAACCCUGGUCCCGUCAGACCCCCCAUGAUCCCGGUCAAAACCCCCACGGUCCCGGAGGCGAGGGGAGGUCCAGAGCCGCCCAGCCCGCCUCCGCAGCCCUCCGCUCGGGUAGAGGCGGAGCGACGGGCCCCUGUGCUGCCGGAGCUCCUGGAGGAAACAGAGACGGAGGAUUACCUGGUCCUGAUCCGAAGAGGAGUCAAACUGAAGAGAAACCGCGACGUGAGGGACCGGUCAGCGCCGUUCAUUCACUGACCGCAGGAAGUCUGACAUGUAAACGGUUUAAAUGUGCUUAGGACGGAAUAUUCGGAGCAAGUGGCAGUGAGAAAUUAGUCGGGAAAACUAAAUUUGACUAUUGGUUAAAAUAAGAUGUUGCUCUGUUAUGAGGAAAUUCUCAGCCAAAAAACGUCAAAUAGAAUUGAAUGAUUGAUGCAAAUUUGGAGACAUCCAAAUAUAAAAUAUUAUCACCAAGUUAAACUAAACCACCUGGGCUUAGUUUUUGGGUUACAUGUGGGAGUCACAGUCUCCACCAGAAGCCCUGAUGAAGCGGCCUGGUGGGCAGCCAAACAUCCACUGGUACAAAGUUAAGUCCGUUUGAAGGGAAGGAAACAGAAAACCACAUGUAACGCAUUAAAAGAUGUUCGGACAAUCAGAGGCUACGUUCAGACUGCAGGGGUUAAUGCUCAGUUCAGAUUUUUUGUGAAAUCCGAUUAUUUGUGAGAUCAUUCACAUUUCCAUUUAAAUGUGACUUGUAUGUGAUCUCCAGAGUGAACUUUAAACGCCCCAAAAGUGUCUCACAUGUGCACUGGAGGACACGACCACGUCACACACAGCGAGCGUGCUCUGUGUUUAUGGAAGUCGCCUAAACUCUGAGUUUGUCUCCCAAAAUCCGGUCCCGUUUUCAGUAAAAUGGACAGGUGACGUGUCCACGGCCGCUUCAUUUGUUUGAGUCUUUAGCCUCCUUGUAUUUGGCUCGCAGGCUCUUUAUUUUUUGUUGACAUUGGAGUCGGUCACUUCUUUUCAAAAAACGCCCGGUUCAGAUAAGACCCCUCCAAUUUAACCUGAAGACAGUGAUCCCCCCUAAAUAUGAAUGGACUCACUAACCUCGCUUUCCCACUUUUGACGAGACUCUGAGCCUGACGUGUAGAUGGAUGAAUGUGACCUGGUCGUUCAGACUGAAGUCACAUGUCAAAGAUCAGAUAUGUAUCAGUUUCAGGAGCACAUAUCCAAGUGUCCUGAGUCACAUUUGAAAAAAUCGGAUCUGUGUGGUUCAGACUGUCAUUAAAAGAUCAGAUACAGGAACAUAGGGGCCAAAAAAUCUGAUUUGAGUCAUUUCAGGCUGCAGUGUGAAUGGAGCCAAAAUGUGGUUCUGAUCUUAAGUAUUGAUCUUUGAAAGUGAAAUGUCAAAAGCAUUGAGUCUGUAGUUAAUCUUUUUGAGUAUAUUUAAAUGUAAGGAGUUGUCUGGUGGAGGGUCUGCCAGCCGCUGUCAGUGCCAUGAGAAUGUUACUGGUGGGUUUCAGAUUCUAGAAUGUGAUCAUGUCUUACUCCCAGAUGUAGUCAGAGACAGAUUACUCUAUAGAUUACUUUGUACUCUAAUAAGUUAUGUCCACAUGGUCAGUUCAUAAAUGUUGUACCUGAUCAUUGUAAGAGCGACUAGAGAGCUCACUAUAUCUGAACAAGAUUAGUUUUAGCUGCCCCCAUCUGUAUUCCAUGUUAUUGGCCUGUAACUGUUAUCAUGUCAUCUGAAACACAGCGAAUGCUUUGCCUGGAAUGUUCCACAGUGUGGCAUUAAACUGAUAGAUCUAUUGAUUCAAUCACAGGUGUUUUAUUGCUACAAAUACUUGAUGUAUUCUUGGUUUGGUGGAGUUGUUGCUGCUUUUGUGCCAUAUUGUGGAACAUUUCAGGCAAAACUCAUAUCUCCAUGGAGAAUAGAAGGUUCCAUCUCUCCACCAGAAAAGUUACAUAGUGUUCCUUUAAUAUGGAAUUUUAGAAACAACAAUGAAAAGUCCAGAUUAGCAAUUUGAACAAAAAUCUGGAUUAGUUCUGAUUUCAACUGUACAUUUUGGUCAGUCAAAUGUUCUGUUCUGCUAAACUGCUCCCCUGGUGUAAAAUGAACUAACACUCCUCUGCGUUUUUAAAGUCACCCCUGAAUACAGCAGGAUAUAGAGGCUUUAAAAUAGUUUAUCUUUAAGGUUUAGAUCCUGCAGGCGGCACUGUUGCAGAAUCAUGUAAAUAGAACAUUUAAGUGAGAUCGAAAAGUAUCGAAAAUAACAAUAUUAAAGAUGGAUUUUUAUGAGAAUUUAAACCAACUAAAAGAUUUACGUUAAUAUUUAAGAAUGUGUUGUUUAAAACCACACAGUUACAGAGUGCUCUCACAGUGCCAGAUUUUAUAUGCCUUUGAUUUCACUUUGUUUUUUAUCUAAAUAAAGUAUGAAAUUAAAAUAAAAAGUUAUAAAUGUACAAAAGCAUUUAACUUAAAGAGGAGGUAUUAUGCAAAAUGGACUUUUUGGAGCUUUUUACCAUGAUACAAAGUUGUUCCCUCAUCAGAAACCCACCUGAAGAGCUUUUAGAGUCUUCCAUGCGUGUUUGACUAAUCUAGUGAUCUCUCCCAGAGCCCUCCUCAAACCCUCCUUAUGGUCACCAGUACGGGCCUUUACAAGGCUCCACCCACAAGCCUACUUCCCCCAUGCUCCCACCCGACAAAUCUACACAAAUGUACAACAACUGAACACAGCAACUACACAAACUUGAUGUGAUGUGCAGGAGUUUCAGGACACACACUGACUGUGUUGUGAUAGUGCUCUGAAGGAGGUGACGUCCCUGUUUACCCGGGACAGUCCCAGUUUUGAGCCUGUGUCCUCUGUCCCAGCAGAUUUAUACAAACCACUGAUUUGUCCCAGUUUUAUACAAGAAAUGUCCCAAGAGUCCCUAUUUUUGACCAGUCUGAUCCCUGCCAACAGUAAAGAGACACAUGUCAUUUGUUUCAGUAAAAUGCAGAAAAACUGCUUAAAAAUGACCAAAACACACAUAAAUGUGACUAUACUGACUCACAUGUUCAUCAUGAAUGGGCCAAGUGCAGAACAGUUUUCAUUAAUUACGCACUUGUUGUACUUCUUGUAACAAUAACCAAAAUAUCAUGAUAUUGUGUUGUCGAAAGUCUCACAAUAACAGUGGACAAAAAAAGUGUCCUAUCUACAACUAUACCAGCCUCUCCAAAAUAUCACAAUAAAAAUGAAACCAUGAUAAUAUCAUACCGAGAACUUUGGAUAUCAUUACAUCCCUGCAGAACAGCCCAAACCAGGGAUGUCCCAGUUUUUGUUUUUGAAAUAACGGUCACUCUAGGGCCCCGUUUACACGUACACAGGUGUUUUUAAAACUGAGACAUUUCCCUUCAUUUGUUCUCAUCUUUUACACCGAAAUGGUAAAUGUGCCUCUGAAAACUCGAGCUAGAGUGGAAAUUCUGGAAAACUCUGGCGUUUACAUGUAAAGUGAGAUUAUUGGAGUUUUAGGAGUUGACGCGCCAAAAGUACGACCAGUGUUUCCCUUUUGCUCUGAUGAUGAUGAGGAUGAUGAGGAUGAGGAUGAUGAGGAUGAUAAAGCAUCAGUGGCAAUUCUUCUGGUGAAACUCUUUUCAUGUGUUUCAUUUGCACACACAGCUGAUGUUUCAUAUCCAUGACCCAAGACCAAUGAGGCUCAGAGUUCAGUGAUGUUGCCACUUCUUUAACAGAUCUGUGGAGAGGCGAGUCCGCUCAUUUAUACACCUUUUUCAAGGCAUUUUUUAGUCAAAUUUACAAGUGUAAUGAAAUAAAAGCUACAGGUUUGAAUCUAAUCCCGGCGCCGCCCAGAGGCUCGGUGUUGUUCUGACGGUGCUCGAUGGAGGAUUUAUGUGGGUCGAUGUAAACCAAAACUUUUUUGAAAAUGAUGCUUUGUGCACAAUGUUAUUUUGGAAAACAGAGGGAGGGAAAUAUUUGUUUCUCAUCAUACCCGGCAUGUGUAAACACAGCCUCGCUUUGAAAGGAACAUGGGUAGAGUGACCAGAUUUUCAUAAAACUGUGAAACAAAUGCAAUUAAUGAAAACUGUUCUGCACUCGGCCCAUUCAUGACAAACAUGAGUCUGUAUAGUCACAUUUUCUUUGUGCUGGAAAACAUUUUCCAUGACUUUUUCAUGAGCUUAAGUGAAUUUUCCAUGACUUUACAGCACCUACAUGUGUAGAACUGAUCAGACUUUUAGAGCCAAAUAUGAAAUGUGAACUCUUUCCACUCACCUUCUGGUUUGAGAUUAUAGUUUUUAACAUUCUAAAUCCUGUCAGUGCAUUUACUGUUGUCUCUUUUAAACCAAAGGUGCAGACGUUCUGAAAUAAUCAGAAACAAUCAGUUUAAUGAGAAAUGAACAGAACACUGUAAAAGAGAGACUAAAAUUCCAUGACUGAAAAAUAACAUGUUUAACUUCCAUGUCUUUUCAAGGAUUUCCAUGACCGUGGGAACAUUCAGACAUGACAAAGCGUUCAGGUGAAUAAACAACAGUGACGGUAAAACGAGGAGCUGGUGCAGCCUGAGACAGAACUGACUCUAGUCUCCUGCAGCUACACAAUAUAAAGUCAUGAUGAGAGCAGAUUCAACAAUUCUCAUCUAAACUCCACAUGAUCUGUUCUUCUGACGGUGUCAGCAAGAACGCACAAACCACACCAAAGUCUACAAGAGCCAGAGCACCACAAAAGCUCUUUGAAUCACACAGUGUACAGAGCUCCAAUAACACCUGGAGUGUUAAACCUCCAGACACUCUGUCCACGUGAACAUAAAGAUCUGAACAAAACCAGCCAGUUUACCAAAAAGACUCAUUCAAGCUGAACCAGGUCUAAACCAGAACUAAACCAGAACUAAACCAGGACUGAAUCAGGACUAAACCAGAAUUAAACCAGAAUUAAACCAGAUCUAAACCAGGUCUAAACCAGGACUAAACCAGGACUAAACCAGGUCUAAACCAGGACUAAACCAGGACUAAACCAGGACUAAACCAGGUCUAAACCAGGACUAAACCAGAUCUAAACCAGGACUAAGAUUGUCAAAAUCGAAUGUUUUGGGAAAAAGCCUCUGGUUCCUAAAGGUUAACCACUCUGCCGCUGAGCGUGUCUUGCUCGUCGGCUGCGAGUGCAUCUCCCAAUGUUUGUGAACAGGACAUUUUCUCAAAAUAAAACAUUAAUUCAAGUCAUUUUCAUGUGUAUUCAGCAUUUAAAGUGAUUAUCCAGAGUCAUUUGAGUGUCAGAUCCUUUGUGUCAUCACGUCUGUGUCACCUCUGUGUGAUCUGGAGGGAACAGACCGAGUGGAACUGAUGACCAAACUGGGAGAAAAUGGGAUAAAAUCUGAUUGAUGAUAAAGGAAAUGUGGGAAUAUAGGGCCUAAUUAAAAACAAAAACCUUAGAAAUGAGGGAACAUAAGGCUGAGGGAACACGCUCUGUUCUGUGUUGGAGGAAUAACUCAUCCAAGUGUAAUUCCUCCUCUUUAAACAAUGACCCAGUGCCAAUCUAACCCCACUUAACCCGCCUCCAGGAUCCUUUAGCACACUUCUACUUGAAUUCUUUUGAUAUUGUUUCGCUGGAUAAACCGUGACGCUUUUGUAGGCUUUUUAAAUGAAUGUUAAGCUACAGAAACAACACUGAACCUGGUGUUAGUGUCGAGUAAAACACUGAAAUGGUCCAGAAUAAACGUCAGGACUUGAAGCUUUUGAAUGUAACAGCAGAACAAAUGUGUGUGUGGUGUUUCCAGCGUUUGGGCUGAUCACUGUUACAUCGUCUUCGCCUCGUCGUUAAAGAUCAAAUGUGUGAACGUCCCAGUGUUGGAUUUUUAUUGAUCUAUUUGUUUUUAUUUGUUCAUUUGGUUGUAAAAUGUGCUCAGCUGCUCAUGUCACCCGGGCUCACGCUAAAAACCAACUACAUGAACUGUUCAGAACCUCCACACGGUCACAGGUUCCAUUCCCACAUCUAGGGGAGUGUUGUGGCUUUGUUGUGUCCUUAGGCAAGACACUUCAGCUCCCGUGCCUGUAGUGUGAAGCAGAGCAGGCUCACACUUGUCCGCCGCUGAAGCCGAGACUCUGGAGGACGGCUCUCGUUCCAGGUUAGAGGACGCUGCUCCUGAUCAAAACCACCAUGAUUUGACCUCCACAGUGACCUCUGACCCCGCAGCGGAGCAGAUCCCUGUGACCUCUGACCUAACAACCCCCGCCUUCUCUCUCUCCCUCUCUCCUCUCCUCCUCUUCUCUUCUCUCUCCUCCUCUCCCCCUCUCCUCUCUCUCAUCUCCUCUAUCUCCUCUGUCUCAUUCUCUUUCGCUCCUCUCCUCCUCUCUCCUUCUCUUUCUCUUUCCUCCUCUCUUCUCUUCCUCCUCUCCUCUCUCUCUCCUCCUCUAUCUCCUGUCUCCUUCUCUUUCGUUCAUUUCCCCCGUCUCUUUCCUCUCACUCUCUCUCCUCCUCCUCCUCUCUCUUCUUUCUCUCCUCCUCUCUCUCUUUUCUGUCUCCUCCUCUCCUCCUUCUUCUCUCCUCUCUCUCUCUCCUUAUCCUCCUCCUCUCUCUCCCUCUGUCUCCUCCUCUCCUGCUUCUUCUCUUCUCUCUCUCUCUCCUUAUCCUCCUCCUCUCUCUCCCUCUGUCUCCUCCUCUCCUGCUUCUUCUCUUCUCUCUCUCUCUCUCUCUCUCUCUCUCUCCUUGUCCUCUCCUCCUCCUCUCUCUCUUCUGUCUCCUCCCGUCCUUCUUCUCUCCUCUCCCCAUCUCUCCCUCCUCUUCCUCUCUCUCUU
Boleophthalmus pectinirostris (great blue-spotted mudskipper) is the source of this 8588-nucleotide messenger RNA. Its product is annotated as MTSS I-BAR domain containing 1. The coding region runs from base 245 to 2062 and encodes 605 amino acids. Gene Ontology annotation, molecular function: actin binding; phospholipid binding. The transcript is spliced from 12 exons. The record is from RefSeq and is a predicted model, not a curated record. Gene Ontology annotation, biological process: adherens junction maintenance; positive regulation of actin filament bundle assembly; plasma membrane organization. Gene Ontology annotation, cellular component: actin cytoskeleton; cytoplasmic side of plasma membrane. NCBI's taxonomy places the organism in Eukaryota, Metazoa, Chordata, Actinopteri, Gobiiformes, Gobiidae.